This is a messenger RNA of Adineta ricciae, 2289 nucleotides long. The record is from the annotation of a GenBank genome assembly. Lineage: Eukaryota; Metazoa; Rotifera; Eurotatoria; Adinetida; Adinetidae.
AUGCAAGGCCAAGAACGUUUUGAACGUUACACACCACAAUUUCCUUUACCGGUCGAAAUUUCAAACAUGUCUCGUCAAGAUACGGUGUGUCAAUUCUGUGGUGUUUCAUAUUUGAUUCACAACGAAAUCAAAGCACUGGAAGAGAAGUGUCGUAAACUCGAAGCAGACUUGGCGCAUUAUGCAGGAACAAGUUCACGCGAAGCUGCACUGGAGAAAUCUUUACAAACGGAGAAAACACGAGUGACUGAUUUGGAAUCAACAGUUACAAUCAAUACUCAUAAAAUCAAUGAGAUGACGAGAAAACAUCAAUUAGUGCAAGAUCAAUUACAACAGUCUGAGUUCGCUCAUCAAGACACAAAAACAUCUUUUACACAAUGUUCGUUGACUAUUCGGAAACUAUCAAAUCCAGUCGAAACAAUUCGAAAGGAACAUUUCAUUUUGAAAGAAUUCUAUUCGAAACAAAUCGAUAAUUUUAAAACAGAUUUUCUCACAAAUAAAAUGACUCUACAAAAAGAAAUCCAAACAACAUUUGACAAAUAUCUCAAACAAAUGAACGAUUAUCGAAAGGAGCUCGAUCAAUGUCAACAACAACUCAGUGAAAGUAAACAAUCAUUUCGCGAUCUCCAAGUCAAAUAUCAACAAUUGCAACUCGAUACUAAAGAGUCUCGAACUAAAAUUCAGAACGAUUUCGAAGCAGCUCGCGAAGAAAUUCAUCUUCAUCAGAACGAACUUUCUCAUCUUCACGACAAACUAUCUCAAAACGAGCAACUCCGCCUUCAAUUACACAAUGAACUCGAACAUCUAAAAGAACAAAGUCAACAAUACCAACAACAGAUCAUCGAUCGAGAUGAAUCGAAGAAAAACAUCGAUUGUCUCGUCAAUCAAUACCGACAAGAGCUGACCAAUGAAAAAGAACUUCGAACAAAAACUGAUUCCGAACUGGAACAUCUCCGAUCGAAAUUGACUCAAUUAACAACUGAAUAUGAAGAGUUGAACUCCGCGAAGAAAGAAGUCGAAACAAAUGAAUUAAACAAUCGACGAAAACUAGACGAAGCCAAUCGAUCACGUCAAGCCGUUCUCGACCGAACACGAGAUGAAUACGAGAAGUUACUACGGAAAUACAAUGAUCUCGAUGAAGUUUACCGAGAACUCGUCAUUGUUCGAGAAAAAGAAUCAUCAGAAUCCGAUACAAUUCGUCGUGAACUUGAACGUUUACAUAACGAAAAUAUCGAAUUGACUAAACAGAAAGAGACAACGUACAUAACUCAUGAUAUUCAAAUGAAAAAACUUCGCGAAAGUUACGCAGUGAAGUUGCGCGAAGCUGAACAGUGGCCCGAUCGUCUCCAAUCAGAAUUAAAACAUGAACGUGAACAACAUCGCACGCAAUUGAACGAACUCGAACGACGUUUGAAAGAGAAUUUCACGGCAGAAUUGGAGAUCGAAAAACAGAAAACAGCGGGUUUGUUACGUAAAUAUGAACAAGACAAUGGACAUUCGACGCAACAGCUUCGACACGAGUUAAUUUCCACAGAGAAAGUCACGAUCGAACAAAGACAAUAUUAUGAACAACAAAUCGAUCAACUUCAACGAGAAAAGAACGAAUUGAAGAAAGAAUUGGACACGCUCAGAGAUGUUUUGAAAGAAUUGCAUGAACAAUCGAAUAAACAAGAGGCGUUGAGUAAUGAUCGAUUACAUACUUUGAAAUUAAAAGAAGAUUUAUUGGCGAAAGAAAAUGAAUUAUUUCAAUGUCAAUCGAAAAUUACGGAAUUGCAAAAAGAAUUGGAACAAACUCGAGAAGAAAUGAACACUUUACAAGAAACAGUGCAUAAAGAAUGUACCGAACGUGAAGAAUUAAAAGAAGCGUUAAUUGAAGCACGUCAACAACUACUAACUUUGAAAAAAAACGGAGUUCUCAAUGGAACAGCAGCUCGAUCUCUUCAUUCUCCACCGGUAGCUUUUGAAGAAAUCGAACGACGUGUCAUCGCACCUCUUCCACUUCCUCAUACAUCGACUCAACAAUUAGGAUCUGUACUUCAUCAUAAAAAUCCUUCUUUUAUUCAAUCAGAGCCACCUUCGCGUGAUAACAGUGUGCAGGGUGAUGCAGCGGAUAUGAUGGCUCGACCAUUAUCAUCAGCGCAUCAGGUUCCGUAUCGCCAUAAAACAUUGCCACCGAUUCAUCCUCAACCGCAGCAACAACGUCGGAAUGGAAGUGUUCCAUCAUCGAAUAAAUCCGAUCAGUUGUUGGAGAAUCAACGACGUAUUGCUCGGUUUAUUAAGAAUCUUAAAUAA